Molecule: messenger RNA, 5103 nt
Organism: Oreochromis niloticus (Nile tilapia)
Lineage: Eukaryota; Metazoa; Chordata; Actinopteri; Cichliformes; Cichlidae
Gene: atxn7l3a
Product: ataxin 7 like 3a
Exons: 14
Coding region: 332-1414 (360 amino acids)
Biological process (GO): regulation of transcription by RNA polymerase II; positive regulation of DNA-templated transcription
Cellular component (GO): DUBm complex; SAGA complex
Molecular function (GO): transcription coactivator activity
Source: RefSeq, a predicted model, not a curated record
AAGUUGGCUGGUUUAUAUGCUUUGUCGGCCUCCUCGCUCGUACCGUCAGUUUUGCUAACCGACACCUGCGACAGCAAACACUUUUAUCGAGCUUUUUGUUUUACCCGUGUUAUUAGAAUGGCUGUAGCUGAAGACCGGGCCUCCUGCUAAUGCGUUUUAUGUGGAGUGACUCGGUCAUGUUGCCUCCUUCAGAGAAACUGCCCGGUUCAGGCUGAGUUUUCGGCAUGACAGGGAUGAAGAUAGACCUGGAACAAGUUCUAAUACAUAUUUUUAAAUCCUCAGAUAUCAAUCUUAUUACCUUGCUGUCAAGACUUCCAAUAGAGAUUUUCAAAUGAAAAUGGAGGAUAUGCCCCUCUCAGGCCCAGACAACACCAGGCUGGAGGCCCUGGCCCAUGACAUCUACUCUGAGCUGGUGGAAGAUGCCUGUUUGGGCCUGUGUUUUGAGGUGCAUCGUGCGGUGAAACAGGGCUAUUUCUUCUUGGAUGAAACGGACCAAGAGAGCAUGAAGGAGUUUGAAAUUGUGGAUCAACCAGGAGUGGACAUAUUUGGGCAGGUGUACAAUCAGUGGAAGAACAAAGAGUGUGAGUGUCCCAACUGUAAAAGAUUAAUAGCAGCUUCUCGCUUUGCUCCGCAUUUGGAGAAAUGCCUCGGCAUGGGACGCAACAGCAGCCGCAUCGCCAACCGCAGGCUAGCCAGCAGUAAUAAUAUGAGCAAAUCAGAAAGUGAUCAAGAAGACAAUGAUGACCUUAAUGAUAAUGACUGGUCGUACGGGGCUGAAAAAAAAACCAAGAAGAGAAAGUCAGAUAAGAGUCAAAAUUCCCCAAGAAGAUCCAAAUCCCUGAAACAUAAAAACGGUGAGAUUGGAAGUGGCGUCGGUGCUGAAUCUUACAAGUACAACUAUAAUACUGGCAUCAGUUAUGAAACGUUGGGCCCCGAUGAAGUCAGAUCCCUUCUAACGACGCAAUGUGGGGUGAUAUCUGAGCACACAAAGAAGAUGUGUACCAGGUCUCAGCGAUGUCCCCAACACACGGACGAACAGAGGAGGGCCGUCAGGGUGUUCCUCCUGGGGCCGUCCGCCCCGACGCUGCCUGAUGCAGAUGCUGUGGACACUGACAGCUUUGACAUUCCAGAUCCACAACCCGUAAUGAGCCGCCUGCAGUGGGAGGACUCUGAUAUUUCGCCUACUGAUUCUGCUUCGUCUAAAGCCAGCACCAACCAUUCAGAUUCUCGGAAGCCCAAGAAAAAGAAGAAGCCAUCUCUUCCAUUGAACAGUGGAGGAGGAGGAAGUGGGAGUGGAAGCCUGGCUGGAGGCGGCGGCAGCAGCUCUCAGAGUAAUAUCAGUAUAUCGACCAAAAAAAAGAGGCCCAAACUCUCAGCACCUCCUAUUUCAAGUAUCUAUGAUGAUUUAAACUAGCAUAGGCCAAUUUGUCAGACCAGCCCUCGCUUCCUCUUAUUAAGUCCCUUCUUUCACACCAAGCUUUAAAGGUCUGAGCUGUAUGGGAUGAAACUUGAGUUAGAAGUUCCUUAGUAAUCAUUUGGCCUUGAUAACUGAGGCAUCUACAUUUAAAGAUUUAUCCUUCCUGAAUCAUGAACACAGAGUUUAAGAAUUGUGGUCAGAGUCCAGUCAGAGUAUCUGCAGUAACGGAUUGGCUCACUUCCAGUGUAAAACAGAAUUUACUUCUGCUAUACACGUAAUUUAUGACUUACAUUUGUCUUCAGCUGAUAUCGAGGAGGACUUGAUGCAAUCGGGUGACGCUUUGUGUGGCAGUUUCAAUGACGAGCUUCCACACGACACUGCAGAAAACUUUCCAGCCAAUUAAACAAAAUUGUAAAGUAGUGAAAGUUGAUUAUUUGAACCAAAACAUAAUUUUAUGCAGCAGUGUUAUGCUUCUCUUCAGUGGAAUACCUAGGUUUAUUAAAAACAGCCACAGAGAUGUGCACAUACCUUUAGCUAUGUAUAGGUAGCCACAUUUUUAGAGCUUGUUUAUUUAAGAUAUAGAAAUAAAGAACACGUUACCCAUGUACCAAAGAUGGCAACCUGGGUUCAGUGCCACCCCUUUGUUGCAUGUCUUCCUCGCUCUCGCAGUCGAUACUUUGAAAUAAAGGUAAAAAACGCUUAGAAAUAAUUCUUUGAAAAUAAAUGAACCACUUAUGUGUAAAUGAUCUCUCCUGUGCUCUAAAUUUUAUUUUACAGAGGGCCUUGAAGUUACAAAAGACAUCAAUAAUAAGCCCACCUGCACUGCAAUGUCCUGGAACUGAAAAAAACUUUCACUACCAGCUUGUGGUCUGAAAAGUUUAGAUUUUUUUCUUCUUUAAGUUCGACUUAAAUUGAAAGGCCUUAAAUUCAAAAACCUUCAGAUACUCUCAUUGGUGAGCCUGUGACCGGCCCCUCUUCUUGGACUUUGUGUUCAGACUCAGUCAUAAGGACACGUUCAACACUUGACACACAUAUACUGGAGUACUCAUCAGUGGCUUUUUAAUUCUAGCAUUGUAUUGCACAGUCGUGUGUGUGUGUGUUUGUGUGUCUGUAUGAUGAUUUGCAUUUAGCGUGAAUGUCAAUUUUGUGUGCGUGCGUGCCUGUAUGUAAGUGUACGUGCGUUUGGUGUGUGUGUAAUCAUUCUUUUCACAAAACUAUGCAUCCUAGAAUGUGACUCUUGUGAAAGUAUGUGUGUCAUUUGGAAUAUUUAACUCGUUUACAUUAACGGUAUAUUUAAGUUUGUAUUUGUCACUGCCUUUGUGGUGAUGUGCAUAUUACUUGUGUGUAAAUGCAGAUUUUGAUAUUUGAUGAGCCAGUAGGCUUUUGGGGCACAUGUACAGUACAUGUAUGUUUGACAUAAAUCAUGAAUUCAACAUUUAUUUGUUUCCUCCUUAGAAAGCCUUGUUCUGUGCGCUUUCACUCACUUUGCUUGUAGAUUACAUUGUAAAAGUAGAUCAGCCCAGCAGUUCAGCUUGUUGUUAAUGACCAUGAGCGAUAAGGCUGCAUUUUGUAAGCUUGUAACCAACAGUGUCUGAUGUAAAUUAUGAGGUUUAUUACAUAUUGUAGAUGCCAAAGUCCUGUACUUUUCAGGUCUUGGAGAAGAAUUUGUUUUUCUUCUAAAUUGGAAAUUGCUCACCCAAAGAUUUUAUGCAGUUUUUAUAGUGGAAUCUGAAGUGCAAAUCCAGGAUGCUUUAUUUUAAUCAGGAUGUCAUAAAGAGGGAAGGUAAAGUUGACCUAUUCUGUUUAUUCUUAUUUUAUUUCAUGUAUAUUGAAUGUUCAUAUUAAACAUGGGGAGAGUUGCCAAUGUGCCAGGCUUAAGCACCUGUGAUUCAUCAAGAGGGGAUAUCCUUAGUAUGGUCAUCUCAAGCACACAGCUGUCCCACCCACCUAUAGUUAGAACCUUCUGUUUGCAGGAGGCAACCAACCAGAAGUCAGUCAAAGGAGCUAAAUUCACUUAUUUCAGAUAGAGGAUGAAAUGUGGGGCUUUAACUGUCAGCUGUUAAUCAUACGAAGAAUAAGAAUGUGGCGUUUGAAAUGAGGUCAACCCAUCGAUUUACUUAGUGUAAGUAACCCCUGUUAAUUCUGAUUUUUUUUUUUUUUUAAACCAGUCAUUUAAAGUUAUUUUUUCAUUAUUUGCACUUUUUUGUUGCAUUUUCAUAUAUACCUUUCAUGAGGUUGGACAGUUUUGUGACUUUUUGUCUUACUGAAAGGCCCUCGGAGAGAGAAUUUUGGCACUUUUGUCCAAACUCGGAUCAUUUUUUGUUACAUUUUUUUUAUUUUUUAACAGAGUAAUUGGCAGUGUUUUGAAGAUACAAUCAUGUCUCUUUAUGAACGCAUGUUGAUGCUUUUGGACCAACUAUUUCCAAGAAAUAGAACAGAAAGCGAUCUCGACAUGUGCAACCAGUGCUGCAUGUACCAGACUGUUUGGUGGAUUAACAUUUGAUGCUGAUUAAGGGUUCACAUUCACCAGGUUCUGUUUUUAAGCAUUUGUUCAAGUUUUGGAGGGUCAUGUAAUACAAUCCUUAAAGUCUAGUGCUUUCAACGUUCUCUCACAAUCAUGACAAUCUGCCAAAGCUCGAUUUUGUAUUUUUCCCCUAUAUUUCUGACUGUGCCCAGUUGAAUCUGUCCAGUAAAAUCUUGCUAUGUGCACUAAUGUUAAAUGAACUGUUAGAGAUAAUUUGGUAACUAUGAUCCAAUGGUCAUGGCACUGUUUGUGAAUAAGGGUAACUGCUUGUGGUUUAUUUGUGGCUCUUUGUGUAUCUCUGUGCUGUAGAAGUGCAAUGACAAAGAAAGCAAUGUUGUGACUUUUUUUUUUCCAUGCACAAGCACAAAUAAGUGCAUGUGUGCACGACUUGUAUCUGAACACAAUGUGAUACAUAAAUUAUUUUUCUUUUUUUUUUCCACUGCCAUGCAUACUGAUGUUUGUAUAUAAAUAAACACCAAUACCAUGAGACUGACUUCUUUAAACCACAAAGAGCUAGUAGAAGGGGGUUGUUUUGAAAUGCUUUAAUAAGAGAUGCAACUGAAACCAGAGCAGUCUGACAGCAAGUGCCAGAUGCACAUUGAUUCAUUGUAUAAUUUUAUUUACACAAAAUACACAAUAUAUUUACAGUAUCUUUUCAUAAUGUUUAAAUUAAACUACUACGUAGCAUAAAAGAAACAAAGAAACAGUCUUGCACUGAGGCAGUUGUACAGUUUAUAUUUGCAUACAGAGAGCUCGAGUCACUCAAAUAAUACAAUGAUGGCAAAGACUCAAACUGGCACACGCAGCACAACAGUGAGUGGUUCCAAAUGAUUUUAAGCCAUUUGUUUUGUUGUAUUUCUUAAAGGUACAGUAUGUAAAAUCUUACCACUAGAUGUCAACAGACUGCAGUCAACUGAAUUCUAUUUUGCUACCCCUCCCAAUUCAAGUGCAUAAUGCUAAUUAAGGUGGCUGCCGUUUACCUGUAGUAAGUGUAGACUGUAUUUACUGUACCUUUAAAACACAAAGUAAUCACAAAGAAUAGCGCACAAGAAAGCAUAAUGACUAUUUUACAGCAAUAAAGAGCCAUGAGAUGAAGCCAGUAUUACAACAUGGUCUGAACCACUACAUCUUUGAAUAGGAACUAAAUUAGGUUUUAGUUAAA